Anopheles bellator is the source of this 4819-nucleotide messenger RNA. Its product is annotated as mucin-5AC. The transcript is spliced from 18 exons. The coding region runs from base 200 to 4219 and encodes 1339 amino acids. Lineage: Eukaryota; Metazoa; Arthropoda; Insecta; Diptera; Culicidae. The record is from RefSeq and is a predicted model, not a curated record.
CUCAAACAACCCAAAAAUCGGAGCAACAGAAAAGGCAGAAGAGCCUGUACAGCAUUCGGCAAGAAAAUUGAACGGAAAUCUACGUGCAAAGAAAGGACACGGCAGGCAACAGUGCGUUCGGCUAGCGGAAAAUCUAAUCACCGGUGAGCAGUGAUUCUCACACGACGACGGUUGGCUGGAUUUGCGAAACGACCUAACGAUGGCCAAAGCGGACUCGAUACAGAAUGGACUGAAAACAGAGCCGACCGAUGAUGUGGAAAAAUCGCUCGAACUGCUCGACAAGGUCCUGUCGGAGUUCGAGGAGGAACCGGACCGUAUGAACCAUCACCACCACCUUCACCAUCAUCACCACCAUCACCAUCCGGCGGUCGAACCGGAUAGCCCAUCGCAGGGCCACCAGUCCGAGGACGAUGGCUACAUGAGCAUGAACGGAAGAAGGGCAAAAUUUGUACCUGAUUUUCAACCAACAGACGAAGCGAUUGCAACCUCGCCGCUGCAGCAGCCAGCAGAGCAUCAACAACCGCCCGAACAGGAACCAUCACAUUACGAACCACAGCAACGACAGCAGCACUCCCUGCCGUCGGACGAAACGUAUUCACCGCCUUCGCCCGAGGAAGCGGAACGAAUAAUUUCCAAUUUGCUGCCAAGAAUUUCACCGACAACAUCGCCAAAGCGACGGCUAGCGACGGAGAAUGGCCAGACCGAGUGGCGAAACCGAAGCCAAUCGAUCCGCACCUCGGACGCGAUCAGCAUCGGCGACAGUGACAAUUCGAGCGACAACAAACCGUCCUCGCGCGAGGAAACCAUCAUCAGCAAGAGUCCAACCCAAACCACACUGCCAAAGACACGUCCACCCAACGCCAUGCCACAGCGCUACGCAAGUCUUCCAUGCUCCAGUCCACCCAAACUGCACGGAUCGUCCGGUCCAAAUGAUGCCGGAGGCGGAAGCCUCGACGGUGGUCGGAACAAGCUCGGCAUCGGAAUCAGCGCCGUGCACGAUGCGGUCCUCCGAGGGAUGGCCCGACUGCCUGAGCCAAUCCUGAACGAACACCCGGUCACGAUCUAUCCGGGCCGUGCCUCGCCAAGCCGCCGCAUGCCACCGAGGACACUGUCCGGGUCGAUCGAACGGCACCGGGAUGUGUGCCGGGGCGCCUACCCCGGAUCGGACAACUCCACGUCGACGUCGCAGGAGAACUCGUCGCCGGAGAACAACGAGUCGGAGUACAACGAAUCAUCGCUCUCGCCAGCCCACGGUCACCUGCACCAGCUGGGGCUCCACCCGGUGCCGGCAGCCCCGGCGGUAGCCGCGGCCAUCACCAGCCGGAUAUUCCACACCGCUCACGGCCCACCACCCUCCUCCAACCAACACUACCCGCUACCCCGAGGCCAGCGCGCAUCGGGCUCAGCGGGAGCUGCCAGCAGAACGUCGCGCCAUGACAGCGAUGACGAACGGUUUUCCGACGAUUCGCUCGAGGAAUCGUCGUUGCCCCCGCCGCCAGGACCUCCGACCGUGCCACCGCCACCCUCGCUGUCGGCGCCCGUCACACCCAGCAAGCGGCACAGCAUCGCCUGGGAGGUGAACCUGGACGAUCCGGCCAGCUUCGGCGAUCCGCUCGUGAUGCCAGCAGCGAAACCCGCCGCAGCCGCCAGUGCCAAGGUUAUUGGUCGACGGAAAGCCGCCGCGAAAACGGUGAAUAGCUCGCAGUCGAGCCUGGAGUCAACGCCGAGCAACGCCGUGAAAAGCGAAUCGAACGAGUGGCCCGCCCCACCGGACAUACCGAUAUGCAGCACCGAGGACGAAGCGGCCUCCAUCUACUCCGACUCUGACGACCUCAUUCCACAAAUCCCGGACGUUAGCGGACGCGGAACGUACGUUAUCCGAAAAGGACGCCGGCAGCGUCAACGGCUCACGAGCCUCGAGUCGGAAGCGGCGACCAAUAGUAACAGUGGCCUACUCGUGGCCACUGACAGCCGCGAACCGCACAAGCAGCAGCCAGUAGCACGUGCCGCGGUGAUCGGUGACGAUCACAUACUCGGCCUACCGAGUCCCGUUUUUCCCGCCUCCCUGAUGACACCGAAAUCGCGGCACAGCAUCGAUCUCGGCCUGUCGUCGUCGUCCUCGAAAGCUGCCGGCGUGUCGCUCAUCAAACCAUCCCAAUCGGCACCGCAAAAGCUACCCAACUCCGUUCUUUCUCCAAGGUCACGUUUAUCAUUAGACUUAAGUUCACCUACUACCUCAGAGCUUUCAGCUAAUGUUAUCAAAAUCACCACCCCGACCGGCAACUAUCCUUCUCCCGGCGCGUCCGCGCACCACCCAGUGUCGCACGGGCACGUUUCGUCGCCGCUCGGACCACCGACCACGGUUCCCGGUAUGCCGUCGCUUCACCAUGGCUCGAGUCUCAACGGGAUCACGGUUAACGGGGCCAUUGCGAGCGCAGGCAACGGCCACAGCAACAACGGCAGUCUGAGCAAGAGCAAACCGACCGCCAACGUGAGCAGCACGUGCAUUGUUAACGUGGCACCCGGCUCAUCCGGCGCCAAUCAACCCCAAUCAUCCGCACCGCAGCCGAUCGUUUCGGCGCGCUACACCGAGUUCAAGACCUACAGUUCCACGUUCGACGCGCUGCAAGCGCUCGAAAGCACGGCGAACGGUGCCAACGGUGGCCUCCAGAACGGCUGCGGUCCCAGCGGUGGCUCGGUGAACAGCGUCUCCGGAUGUCCGAACGGAUCGGACAACCCGUUGCUGCGCGUUUCGUCACUACCGACCAUGGGACCUCCACUGCCGACAUCCGCCACAGCCGACGGCCUGUCGACGCCGCGUCGCGAACUGGCGCCCCCGAUCGAGGAGGACGAGGAGGUGGACAGCGACACGCAACGUGGUGUCCCGCUGCGUAAGAUCGAGGAUAACAUUAGUGCUUUACUACGUGGUGAUAUAUCCGUUGCUAGAGUAGCCGACAUACCUCCAGCAAGACGUCCACUAGGUUUUCGUCUAGGUGUUCAUAAAUCAGAAAGUGCCAAAGAAAUGCUUCUCUCCCAGGCAGGCCUCGGACCGCUGCCACCAUCGCCACCAUCUACCAGCCCGGAACCGCAGGACAGUGAUGAGUUCCCACCCUUACCGCCAUCACCGACGGAAGAGCCGGAGAUCCUGCACCAGAUGCACGGUAUACGUAUCAGCUCGCGCACCCGACCGAACGGGAGCAACAAUGGCACCGGCAAACACGACUCCGCGCUCCACGGCUAUCGGGACGAGCAUCCGCCGGCGAUUCCGCCCCAUCGUGGACCCUCGAUAAAUACGCUUAAAACAAGAUCGAUGGACGCCGGGUUUAGUAAAUCGUACCGAAACGGUUCGUUCGGUUCCUCGACGUCCCCGCACGCCCCCGGCACACUUCCUCCCGAUUUGCCCGGAUGCAACUCGCGACGAAGGGUCAUCACCGGUGGCUACCAGAAGCGUACGGCGCAGAGUCCACGCGAAGAGCGAUCGCUGCAAACAUCCUGCAGUCUACCGGAGACACCCAUUUUCGCCCGAGGCUGUGACAUACCGCGGACACCGCAUCGGCGGGCGCCUGAAGUUCCGCCACACGGCAGCGGCAGCCGGACCGCCCCAAGAACCAACUCCACCACCGGCAGUCUAGGAUCGUCCGUCGUCGGUAUCAGUGCGUCGACCACGAUCGGCAAUCGGCAGCGUAGCAUCAGCCAGGCGCUGGCCAACGGGGAGAUGCUGCGGUUGGCCGGCGGGCCCGCCCGGGGCUGGUAUCCGAAGCAGCGUAACCCGCGACCGGCCUCGACCGAGAACCUGGACCGGCUGCACCCGCAGGGAUCGCUGCGCGCCUGGGAAGCAGCGGGUACGGGUAGCCGCAAACCGCUCACCCUACCACCAAAUCUCACACCCAAAUUUUUCAACAAGUCACCGCGUGAAGCGCUGCGCCGCGUCACUAGUUUGCUCAUUCGCAAAGGAAACUCCGGAACAAAGGAAAAGGAAUCGAAAAAGGAAAGGGAACAACACCACCAUCAGCAUCCGCAGCAGCAGCAGCACCAACAGCAGCAUCACCGUGAUUCGUCAUCUGGCUUCCUGCAACGAUCACCCGGUUCCGAUGGGGCCGAUUCGCGUAACUUUCCGCAACCAUCAUCGCAGCACACGACCCCCACGACGCAGAAGAAGAAGGGUUUCUUCAAGAGCUUCUGGAAAAAGUCCCGCCACUACUCGCUCGAGAAGCAGUAAGCAGCAGGAGAGAGAGUCCGCGCCCGGCCGGCCAGUCGGCUGUGGGCGUCCGAAUGGCCUAAUGCGCGCGUGUAGCAGCAGCCGAGCGCGGAGAAGCGCUACCGCGGGGAACCCAGGGGGUAGGUUCGCACACAAAAUAAUCUCUGCCCAAUUAUUUAGCCCCACCGCGGCAGCGGCAGCAGGCAAGGCAGACAAUAUCUAGAAGGCUACCGGCACUGCGUACGCCAGCCGGAACCUCGAGUCCGACACCACCGUGUACCGGGCGGUAGGCAAAUUUGGGGAAAAGUCUGUCGAAACGAGCGAAUCCCCUCGGCAGGAGAACAUCACAAUGGUCACACAAAAAAAGGGGAAACAAUUUUAAGGAAUCUACAAACCAAGCCCGAGAAGCCCGGGAUGGCCGGGAAAUGCCACCGUGGACUGUUUUUACAAGGCGAAAGUUCCAUACCCCGUUCCCGGACCUGUUAUCAUCGGAUCCGGGCGAAUCAUUAACCAUCCUUCCUCUGAGCUUAGAACAACGCAUACAGCUACCGUUUUUUUUUGUUUCUAUGGAAACCGCAUCGCAGUUGAUUUCGUCGGGCGGUCGAUAGAGAGGUUCAGUCC